Pogonomyrmex barbatus (red harvester ant) is the source of this 1014-nucleotide messenger RNA. It is a transcript of the gene Naxe, whose product is annotated as NAD(P)HX epimerase. Lineage: Eukaryota; Metazoa; Arthropoda; Insecta; Hymenoptera; Formicidae. Gene Ontology annotation, cellular component: mitochondrion. Gene Ontology annotation, molecular function: NAD(P)HX epimerase activity. The record is from RefSeq and is a predicted model, not a curated record.
GAUCGCCGAGCACAGGUCCUCUUCUUCCUAAAGUCGGUCGGCACUUUUCAAUCUUUCGGUUAUGACUUUUGAUAUCUGUGCACUGUAAUUUGCAUUGUAUUAUGAUAAAGAGCUUAGUUGGCAUGUAAAUCCUGGAAAAUAGAGUGGUUUUAACAUAGCAAGUUGAUAAAUGCUACGAUUGGUAUCGCCUAUCUUGAAAUCGCAGAUUGUUAAACAGAUCAGGCAAUCUACAACCGACGAAUCGUUUAUUUCAUUCGCAAGGAGAUAUAGCAGAAUGAAGUAUUUAAAUCAAACGGAGGCUAUCAACAUCGACAAAGAUUUGUUCGAGAAAUAUAAAUUUAGCGUUGAUCAAUUGAUGGAAUUGGCUGGACAGAGCUGUGCCAUUGCAAUUGCAAAAUCCUACCCAUUGUCAGAGGAUUCGAAUAAAGUGCUGGUAUGCUGUGGACCUGGCAACAACGGUGGCGAUGGCCUGGUUUGUGCACGACACCUCAAGCACUUUGGAUAUUCACCAGAGAUUUACUAUCCAAAAAGGCCAAGCAAUCCAUUGUAUGAAAGACUAUUGCAUCAAUGUAUCGAGAAUGAUAUAUCCAUAUUAGAAAAUGAAUGCAUUGAGGAAGCAACCGAUGUCACGAUUCUGCAGGAAUACAUAAUCAUAGUAGAUGCUCUUCUAGGAUUCAGUUUCAAACCACCUUUGAGAGAGCCAUUCAUCCGUAUCAUUGACAUGCUGAAAGAUACAACUGUUCCUAUUUGUAGUAUAGAUAUACCAUCAGGUUGGAACGUCGAGGAAGGUCCGCCGCAGGAAGGUGGCAUAAAACCACAAAUGUUGAUAUCUCUAACGGCACCAAAAAUGUGUGCGUCAAAAUUUGAUGGAAAGUUUCACUAUCUAGGUGGACGAUUUGUACCUGAGAAAUUGGAAUUGCAGUACAAUCUAAAUCUACCGAAAUACGCUGAUACAGAUUUCGUCGUUCAACUACACUAAUAAAUGUUUAUAAAUUAUACUUUGUUAAAAAAAUA